This is a messenger RNA of Uranotaenia lowii, 1109 nucleotides long. RefSeq lists its product as uncharacterized. The record is from RefSeq and is a predicted model, not a curated record. The transcript has 4 exons. NCBI's taxonomy places the organism in Eukaryota, Metazoa, Arthropoda, Insecta, Diptera, Culicidae. Bases 151 to 1023 code for a protein of 290 amino acids.
GUCAUUCCCGGUCCAGUAUAAAGUGAACAUCGGUCGCCUGUCACUGCUUAUCUAUCUAGUCAAAUAUUUGUGAUUACAUUAAGUGAGUUGUUAGAAAGUGUUUUUAUUGUUUUCGGUGUUUCACUAGACGACUAUUAGUCACAAGUUACGAUGAACGCUGGGUACAACUGGAUGCCAUGGUCCUCCCAUCAGGGAAUUCCUCCAGCGGCGGUCUAUGCCGGAAAUGACCAGGAUGGAUCCCCGAUCUACAUCGGACGCGCCUUCCACGAUGGAGAUCAACUGCCGGCCAAAGUCAUUCCCAGCAAACAGGCGGCUUACGUGUCCCACAACGGCAUGGAGAUCUUCAAAUCGCACUUCGAGGUACUAAGCGGGACCGGAUUCACCUGGAUUCAUAGCAGCAAUGGUCAUGUGCCAAGUGGCGCCGUGUUGUGCGGAAAUACGGUAACUGGGGAGCCUCUGUACAUUGGCCGGACUCAUCACGAAGGCAGUUUGACGCCGGGAAAGAUCCAUCGAAGCCAUGGAUGCCUUUACAUUCCCUUCGGAGGAGCUGAGCAAAGUUUCCUCCAAUACGAAGUCCUCGUUGGACAGCAGAGAUCAACUUGGUCCCACUGCUCGGCUGGAGCCCCACUUCCUCCGGGUGCCAUUCUGGCCGGAAACGACAGUGACCAUUCACCGAUCUACGUAGGUCGGGCCUAUCACGAGGGCGAUCAACUGCCGGCCAAGGUAAUUCCGAGCAAGCAGAUCGCUUACGUCUCCUUCAAUGGGCAGGAAAUUCCCAAACAUUCUUUCGAGGUACUUUGCAACGGAAACGUAACCUGGGUUCCGUCCGGUUUCGGUACCGUUCCGCCGAAUGCCGUCUUCGGUGGCCGAACUUCCAGUGGCGAGACCCUCUACAUCGGUCGUACCCAUUACAUGGGAAGCUUAACUCCCGGAAAAGUCCAUCCCAGCCACCAGACUUUGUACAUUCCGUAUGGAGGUAGUGAGGUUUCAGUCAAAAACUACGAAGUAUUAAUCGAAAACUAACAUGUAUUCACACAUCAAAGACAGAGUUAUUUAAAACACAAUUUUCCUUUUUCAAAUUCAAUAAACCAGACCAUUAGAAGUUACAA